Lentinula edodes (shiitake mushroom) is the source of this 339-nucleotide messenger RNA. RefSeq lists its product as uncharacterized. Bases 1 to 339 code for a protein of 112 amino acids. The record is from RefSeq and is a predicted model, not a curated record. NCBI's taxonomy places the organism in Eukaryota, Fungi, Basidiomycota, Agaricomycetes, Agaricales, Omphalotaceae. The transcript is spliced from 2 exons.
AUGGCCUAUUCAGAUUCUACACACCUUGCCAGUUUUGGUACUGCUUCCAUAUGUCCUGGUUAUCUCUGGUUCGGUUCUCAGUCAAAAUACUCUCGUGCGAAACCAAGUAAGUUCGCUGCACAUCAUCUUGUGUAUUUUCCUUCACUUCCAAAAACAGUCAAGGAUGAGUACACAAAGCAAUUCGGUCAUGCUCCAAGUGAUGAAAUGAAAACUCACCUCAAACGGGAACUCAAACAUGAGGUUUGGAAGCUUCACCUCACGGUAGCUUUCCUUCAUGCAUAUGUCCAUGGUGUUGUGGUUGAAGGGCCUGAUGGUAUCCUUCGAAGACUAUAUCCUUGA